UCUCUCUCUCUCUCUCUCCUCCCAAAUUUUACUCCCCCUUCUCUCUACCCUCUCUCCCCAAUUCUACACCCCAUCUUUCUCUAAAAUGCUGAAACUCUGUUUCUCUCUCUAAAAAAAUGUUGAAAAAAUUUAAAUCCCUAGCUCUCUCUCUCUAAAAAAAUGUUGAAAAAACUAAAAUCCCUAGCUCUCUCUCUCUAUAAAAUGAUGAAAAAACUGGAAUCCCUAGCCAGGCUCAAGCGUUUCCUCACUCGCAAAGGCAAAGGCAAAGGCAAAAGCAAAAGCAAAUCCGAAUCCGAAACCGAAACCGAAACCCCGAUGGCGAAAUUCCGGCCCUUUCUCUUCCCUGAAACCCAAUCCGCUGUUCUUCCUGAUCCCCCUCCCUUUUUCUCCCCCCAAAUCCGAAACCCUCCUCUUCCCACAAACACCUUUUGGCAAAACUUUGCCCUCAAAAAUGGCGACCAACCUGAAUAUAUGCACCCUUAUCUCGUCAAAUCCUCAAAUUCUUCUCUCUCUAUCUCUUACCCUUCGCGCUUUGUCCAACCCAACUUCAUAUACCAGGUCUUCAUACCCAAUAUCACAAUCUCUUCUUCUUCUUCUCUCUCUCUCACUGUUCACCAUGAAAUCACUUCUUUUGAUGACCUUUCUCUCUCUCUUGCCUUACCAGGAGGUCUGGUCUUUCCUCUGGUUCGUGGGUCGCCGUAUAUCACCUGUUUGAUUCGUUCUUCGGAUACCCAAUUCACCAUUUCCUCCUCAAAUGCCAUUUUGAGCGUCACCUCGUCGAAUCAUUCGACGAAACAUGUAGUGAAGCUGAACAAUAACCAGACAUGGGUGAUAUACUCCUCUUCCUCUCUCUCUCUAGCCAAUGAUCUCACGGUCUGCAAUUUCACAGGGAUCAUAAGGAUCGCUCUCUUGCCUGACCCAUCCAGCGAGCCGAUCCUUGAUAAGUUCAGCUCUUGCUAUCCUCUUUCUGGAAAAGCUGUGUUCUCAAAACCAUUUACUCUCUCUUAUGAAUGGAAGAAGAAGGGAUGGGGUGAAUUGCUCCUUCUCGCUCAUCCCCUACACCUGCAACUUCUCUCCAAUGAAUGUAAAGCCACCGUUGAACCAGGGCUUUCUUAUCGAAGCAUCGAUGGAGACCUAAUUGGAGUCUCUGGUGAUUCAUGGGUGUUGAGAACCGAUCCAAUUCCAAUCAACUGGCAUUCAAUUGGUGGUAUCAAAAACCCUGAAUCCUCAAUCCCAGCUAUAGUUUCAGCUCUGAAACAAGAUGUCGAAGGCCUAAAACAAGGCUUGCCUGCGACUAGUUCCACAUAUUUCUAUGGAAAAGCGAUUGCUCGGACUGCUCGAUUAGCAUUGAUUGCAGAGGAAGUUGAAUUGCCUUCGGUGAUUCCAACUAUUCAACAAUUCUUAAAAGACUCCAUUACUCCGUGGCUCGAAGGUAACUUUGCAGGGAAUUCAUUCCUUUAUGAUCCGAAAUGGGGUGGAAUUGUUAGCAAAGUUGGGUCAUCAGACUCUGGAGCUGAUUUUGGAUUUGGAAUAUACAAUGACCACCAUUACCAUUUGGGCUACUUUCUUUAUGCCAUUGCUGUUCUUGCAAAGCUUGAUCCAAUUUGGGGUAGAAAGUUCAGGCCUCAAGCUUACUCAAUUGUAGGUGAUUUCAUGAGCCUCUCACAUCAAUUUGGGUACCCAAAGCUUCGAAAUUUCGAUCUAUGGAAGCUCCACUCUUGGGCAGGCGGGCUCACUGAAUUCGCAGAUGGCCGAAACCAAGAGAGCACAAGCGAAGCCAUUAACGCUUAUUACUCCGCUUCUCUUCUUGGAUUGGCCUAUGGAGAUGGGCAAUUGGCUUCAAUCGGGUCGACCCUCACUGCCAUGGAGAUUCGAGCUGCUCAAACAUGGUGGCAUGUGAGAGAAAGAGGAGGAAUGUAUGAGAAGGAGUUUAAUGAGAAAAACAGGGUUGUGGGUGUGUUGUGGUCUAAUAAGAGAGAUGCGGGUUUGUGGUUUGCACCACCAGAGUGGAGAGAGUGUAGGCUUGGGAUUCAGGUGCUACCAUUGUUGCCUGUGACUGAGGUGGUGUUCUCUGAUGUUGGCUUUGUGAGAGAAUUGGUGGACUGGGCAAUGCCUGCUCUAGAGAGACAAGGGGUUGGAGAGGGGUGGAAGGGUUUUGUGUAUGCUCUGGAAGGGGUUUAUGAGAGAGAGAAGGCAUUAGAGAAGAUUGGGAAGUUGACGGGGCAUGAUGAUGGGAAUUCUCUCUCUAAUUUGCUUUGGUGGGUUUAUAGCAGGCAGGAUGGGGAAGAGGGAUCAGAUGGGAGGUGGUGCUGGUGUUAUACCCACUGAUAGUAUUGCUAGGCUUGUUUGAGUUUUGAAAACAUAUAUAAUAAAGAUUUUAUUUUUAGUACAA
Messenger RNA from Amborella trichopoda, 2392 nucleotides. Its product is annotated as glycosyl hydrolase family 81 protein. Gene Ontology annotation, molecular function: endo-1,3(4)-beta-glucanase activity. Lineage: Eukaryota; Viridiplantae; Streptophyta; Magnoliopsida; Amborellales; Amborellaceae. The record is from RefSeq and is a predicted model, not a curated record.